Molecule: messenger RNA, 2662 nt
Organism: Physella acuta
Lineage: Eukaryota; Metazoa; Mollusca; Gastropoda; Physidae
Product: cytochrome P450 10-like
Molecular function (GO): iron ion binding; monooxygenase activity; oxidoreductase activity, acting on paired donors, with incorporation or reduction of molecular oxygen
Source: RefSeq, a predicted model, not a curated record
GGGCGUUAGGAACUAUAGCUCACCGCGCGCGUGGCUAUCAAUUUAUUCAAAAUUUAAAUUUAGAUUUUUAUUUUUAAGAACAUAGAUUUUAAAAAUUCAGACUUUUUAUAGAGUAAAUAUCUUAUAAAAGCCCAUAAUUAUUUUUAAAAGCCCUUAUCGUGAGUAAUUAAAAAAAAUUAUUAAGCCCUUACAGCCCGAAAUUAAUACUCUGAGAAAAUCGUCUUACGAAACAUAAAGAAGCAUCGAUUUGAAUCAACUUUUUAAGCCAACUAAAACUUAAACUGACAUGGCUAUUAUCCGGAAACUCGUCAACCAAUCAGUGAAGCAGUUCGUCAGCCCCAGCGUGGCGUCAUCAAAACGUGUGGUGUCCACGUCACCGCGGGUGGAGCAAGGUGCUGCAGCCAUCAGCCUAGAGUCACCAGCUCUUCAGCAAUGCCCGUUCAUGAAAAGUGGCAGCGCCAUGGCAGACGACAGCACGUCACUGCAGGAGGUGACCAACGUCCAGCCGUUUAGCAGCAUGCCAGGGCCCAAAGGCCUCCCUGUACUGGGGACUCUGCUGGAUUAUUUCAAGAAGGACGGACCCAGGUUCAAUAAAAUGUUUGACGUAUACAGACAAAGAGCCCUGGAGUUUGGAGACAUCUACUACGAGAAGGUCGGCCACUUCCACAGUGUAGUGGUCAGCAGUCCUGAGGCCUACAACCGCUUGGUUCACGCCGAGGGCAAGUACCCUCACAGACGACCCAUGGUGCCCAUAGAGUACUACAGGAAGCAGAAGGGCAUUGAUCUAGGCAUUGUCAACUCUCAGGGCGAGCCGUGGUACAAACAGCGGACAGUGGCCAGCAAGAAGAUGCUCAAAUUGUCUGAGGUGACCAGCUUUAGCGCGGAGAUGGGGGAGGUCGCAGACGACUUCAUGAAGCGGCUGUCGUCUGCCCGCAACGCUCAGGGCGAGGUCCCCGCAGUCGAGAGGGAGUUCUUCAAGUGGGCCAUGGAAUCCAUGGGCACCUUCCUAUUCGAAGAACGAAUCGGGUGCCUGGGCGCUCAGCCGACGCCCCUAGCCCAGUCGUUCAUUGAAAACAUGGAGGGUUUCUUCAAAAAGCUGCAGCCCCUCAUGUACAACAUGCCCUUCUACAAGCUGUGGGCGACUAAAACAUGGAAACAGUUCGAACAUUAUUCUGAUAACGUCAUGGACAUUGGUCGCUCUAUUGUGGAGAAGAAAAUGGCCUCCAUGGAAAGCGACAAUGGAAGCAAGUCAGCCUUCAUCAGCUAUUUACUGGACAGUGGUACCAUGUCCACCAAAGAGGUCACGGCACUGGUCAUUGACCUGAUGACAGCAGCUGUAGAAACAACCUCCACCGCCAUGGUGUGGUGCCUCUACAACCUGGCCAAGAACCCUCAGGUCCAGGAGAAGAUCUACGCCGAGAUCAGCGAGGCAAAGGCUGCCAACAACGGCUCUAUCAGCGCCGAGGAGCUGAGUCGUCUGCCUCUAGUCAAAGCCGUGGUGAAGGAGACCCUGAGGCUCUACCCCAUCACGUACGCCACCAGCCGCAAUGUCCAGGAAGAUAUCGAGCUGCUUGGGUAUCGAAUCCCAGCUGGGACCCACGUACAGGCCAACCUCUAUGGUAUGUACCACAACCCCGAGCUGUUCCCCAACCCUGAAGAGUUCCUCCCAGAGCGAUGGCUGAGGGGUGAGCAAAUGGACGCCACCAUCAAGUCCACAUCCCAGCUCAUCUGGGGCCAUGGUGCUCGCAUGUGCAUAGGUCGCCGACUUGCGGAACAAGAGAUGCACAUCACCCUGUCUAAGAUCAUCCAGAACUUCACCUUAAGCUACAACCACGACGACGUGGAACCUGUGCUCAACACCAUGAUGACCCCUGACAGACCCGUCCUGGUCCAGUUCACACCCAGGGAGCAGCAUUAGACAGACACGGUCAAAGUCUGGGACAUUGUCUCAGACAGACAUAGCUUUAAACAACUGUAAACCAAGACAGACAUUAACAGACAACAAUCCUAAUGGACAGAAUUUAAAAAAAAAACAAGUAGCAAAACUACUGUCAUACAAACUUUUACCAACAUCAGAAAAAAAUAGUUAAUGAAAGACAAAAUCUUACAAAGCAAAAACAACACUGACAGACAUAAUGCCACCAUAUAAAAUUACAUUUGACAGACAAAAACAAUCCCAUCUAAACCAACAGAACAUCUUUACAGACAUAGACCGUCUAUCUUCUUCACCAGAAUUCAACUUUUUUAAUGUGAUUCAAUGGCAUCAGAGGCUUGCAGACCCAAAGUGUUUGAAAAAAACAAAAAAAGUUUUAAAAACCUCAGCAAAAUAACGAAACAAUCCCAGAUUGUUACAUCAAGAUCCAGAAAUAUUAUUUUUAAAUAUAUUUGCAAAUGUAACAGCUGAUAGUAGAGAGGGUGGAAAGCAUGAACUAACAUCCAACCACAGAUGGUUAUAGAAAUGUUUAUCUGAUGAAUGCCUUAGGUUGGAUUGUCAGCUGUAGAGACUGUUGAGGCAAUAGAAACUAAUUUUUGUGUUUUGAUAUACUUUGACUUAUGGAUGGGUGCAAUGAUACUGGCUUCACGCUCUGCUUAGAUCAUUUUUAUAAAGUGAAUCACUCAAGUUUGUUUUCUAAAAUUUUCUGUCAAAAUUCCAAAAUAAAAU